AUUAGAUGCUUUGGCUUGAAACAGAGAUACACAGUAUAAAGUUUGAGACAAGACUGUAACACAGACGUGCCGACUGGGGAGAAGACAGAAACAUGGUACCUGCUGAGGGCUCAAAUCCAGCAAGUGGUGGGAUGUCCAACCGAGACUCCCUGGGUUUUGGGGAACUGAUUCCCCACGAUGUGGUUGAGAUCUUUGCCCAAGAGAAGCAUCAUAAAAAGGGGAGGAAAAAGCGCAGUCACUCCCUGGGCCGGGCCUUGGGUUGGCUAAAGGGCAAGAAGAGGAAGAAUCUCGACGCCAAUGCGCAGAACCCCGGUCUCGGCCCCGCGUUGGACUUGGCUUUGGACGGACACGUGGCCGCGCAUCUCGGCGGGAACAAGGGAGGACACAAGUCAGGAAGACAGACCCAAGGAAACAGUCAUGCUGCGCUAAAUCUGCAUGAUGACAAGACCCCGCCUCCUCCGCUGCUCCAGGAGAACGUGUUCAUCGAGGCCAGCAGGCCCAAGUACCUUGAGGACCUUCACAGUGAGGCCUUGGAAGGCUUGAAAAUGAUGCAGCAGGAAGAUAACGCUGGACUGGAGUUCCAAGAUGAUGAAAGCACAAUUUCGACAAUGACGGCCCAGACAGACGGGGAGGGUGGAGGGUUUACGACUGACAGCACCAUUCCUGACGCAUCCUCUGUUGCCUCGAUGAAAUCGUCUGUGUCCACGAGAUCCUCCCGCUCUGGUCUCACCAGGCAAGGAUCAACAUUCAGGCCUUUAAACUCUGGGAAGCAAGCAGAAAAAGGCAGGACACGAAGACGACACAGGAAGACUGCGGCAAGCAUCCCUCGGCAUGUCCAGCGAGAAUUCGGUUUGGAUAGAGUUGGCCGGACAACGUCUUCAAAGUUAGAUGAGGAGGAGCAUUUCAACAGUGUGAGUGACGGCGAGCACCUCGAAGCUAAUGAGACCGGCCAAAACCGGAUCCAUCCCAUCAACCAAAACAAAGUUGAGCAGAAUUGUGCUGGUCAGAUCGAUGACCUGGCCGUGCUGCACCAACUGGGCCCGGACUUGCUGGAUGGGGAGAGGCCUCGGUCAUUGGCCGUUGCCUCAAUGACCACCGCCAACAGCCACCAGCAGGAAAUGCCCUCCCCGGUCAUGUCAAUGUCACCCCAGGCUGCUUAUAUGUCUAAAAUCAUCCCCAAUGCUGUGCUGCCGCCAUCGAUUGAAGUGGUGGAGAUCAGCCGAGGCCAGAGCCGCAACAGCCUCCGCACUGUCAGCAAGAGCAGCCUUCUUCUGUCCAGCCCUUCGCCAUCCCGUAGCUCCUCUAGAGGUUCCAAAAUCAGCUCAGCCUACCACCACAACCCCUACCACCUGUCAGACGCUUCAGGUUGGAGCCACUCCGAGUCCUCAGAGACUUUGGUGUCAGACUCUUCAACCAUCUCCAGCGGCAAUAUCUCGAGAAAGGCGUCCUCGCAAGACAAAGAUGCCGAUUCCAUCAAAAUCAUCAUCAAUGGCAAGCUCAUUAGCAAGGCACGUGACGCUACGCGAGAGGGACCCUUUGCGCGUAGCCUCUCUGUUAUGAAGGCCAAAAGGGCACCGGCGCCCCCAAGCCGCUCCUAUUCUCUGCACAACAAGAUGAAGCGGCGGUCACGAGAUUUAGCAGAGGUGGUGGUCAUUUCAAAGGAGCCCUCUCCUCAAAGCGGCACAGCUCUAGGUGGGGGGACUGAUGUGCCUGAAGCGUCCCCCGUGAGGACCAUUGAUAGCCCCGGCUACAACGGGGACACCAGCUCUCUGGAUGACUCAACGGGCUCUGUGAUAUUCCGUAUGGCAAAAACACCAGAGGCCAGUGACUCAGCUCAGGUGGGAAAAACUGUUUCUUCUUCACAACAAAAGUGGGAAUCAUCACAGGGGAAUAAAGUAAGCAAAAUAACCUCCCCAUCCAGCGGCUACUCCAGCCAAGACUGCAUGUCCCCACAGCUUCAUCCUUGCACCUCCUCACCAAAACACAAAGGCGGAAUUCUCGCAAAGCUGCAAAGGUUAUUUCCUGGUGCCUCAUCUCCACCCCGCCUUACACAUUUGGAAACAAAUGAAAACACAAGAUCCACCCAGGACCCAAAGUCAGAGAAAAUAGAUUGUGAAAGUGUCAGCCCCUCUGUGAGGACCUUGAGAGAACUCUUUGACAUCCCUCCACACCCGAAGGUCCAUGCACCUCCAGCCCCUCCUCCCGAGGUUUGGGCUCACAACAAACGCACCUUUGAGUUGCUUCUGGGACCCCCAGCUCCAGACAACGUCUAUGCCAUCAUCAAAAAGAAUCCGAAAGACAGGAGACAGCAGAGGUCAUCUGCAUCCGUGUCGACAGAGGGCUCAGUGAAAAGUUUGACUGGAGAACGAAAACCGAAAAGUCUACCGGCGACCGUGGAGUCGACGAAUGGAGUUGCGUUAGGGACACAGAAGGUUCAAGAAAGUGCACUUUUGAAUGUGAAUGAGGUUCACAAAACCAGCAAUGAAAGACUGAUUCAGAAUGUAGCUUCAGAAGGAAAUGGCAAAGUGAAACAGAACGAUGAGAAUGUACGUGUAAGUGAUAUAUUGAAUGGAAUGUUGGUGAAGGCGAUAGAGAAACGAGAAGAAAGGUUGGCCAUGAAGAGUGACGUGGGCAAAAAUCCACCCGCGCAAGCUCCAGAAGUAACGACUAAAGCGGAUAUCAAACAUGCCAUUUCAUUAACACGCGUAACUCCGUCCCCUUCUCCUCCUCCGGCACACUUCCCCCCGGAGCCCCCCGGCAAACAGACCACGCAGGUAAACAAAGCAGCGUCCCCUGAUUCAUCCUGGCCCCCACCACCUCCACCAAUAGUACAAGUGGUGGGUGCGCCUGAUGAGUUAGAUUUCCCCCUUCCGCCUCCACCUUUAAUUAGUGGAGACGGGUUAGUUGCAGCCGUUCCGACGUCGCCGCCAAGGUCCGUAUCUGCUUCAGGAACAAUCACAGGAGGUCACUCAUACUGCACACCUCCGAUAAUUAUGGUGACCACGGAACCUGAACCAGAGGGUUCUGUCACAUCACAUGGGGUUGCACCUCCAGCUCAAUUGAAUAUACCCCCUCCACCAGCCUACGCAGCCCCCCCUCCACCAAUGACAGCCGCCAUCCCUAUGAGAAUGACAGAAGGCAUUAAUUCUCCACCUAUAGAGGUCUCUCCUUCGAUAACUCAACAGGUUUCUCCACCGCCCCCAGAUGUCAUUCCAACUGUGUUAACUAGAGAGUCUGUCCCAGCACCGGUUCAAGUACAGCCUCCUCAGAUAACAAAAUGCAUCCCUCCACCUUUGGUCAAUGUUAAAGAAGAUCCCCCAGCAGGAAGUCAGCACCUCCUUCCGCCUCCAGAAAGGGGCUCAGCUCUUUGUUCUGAAGACGCUGUUUCUCCAUCUUGUCAAGAAAGUCAUUCACAGACACCGGAAGAAGAAACCCCGGCUUCCAAACUCUAUCCGCCACAAAGUAUUCCUCCGCCGCCACCAAUUAAAUCCCUAAAACCAGAGUCAGAGGUCAUCCUUGAACAAAAGAGCGUCUCAUCUGAAUCUCAAAAUAAGCUGCUUUCACGUAACGGUAUUUUUACUCCCCCACAAAGUAUUCCGCCUCCAACUCUCUUACACCUUCUCCUUUCAAGUAAGCUUGCAGUACCAAACACUGAUGGGCUCCAUGCUAAGGAGGCCCCCAGUUCACCACCAAGCGACACUUCCAGCCCAUCAAAUUUUGACAUCUCUACGUCACCAGAGAGGCCCGAGGACCCGCAGUCAUCGCCACCUGGAAGCAUUCCUGUGCCACCACCUCUUCCUGUUGGGGGUCUUCACAGUCAUUCGCACCAGACAAAUAUUGCAAGCACAGAGAACGAAACCCCUCAACCUUCUUCUGAUCAUGUUCAGGAGGAACCCAUCCCUGUGGUCACCCCUUCCCUUCUGCAGAUGGUCAAAUUGCGGCCCGUUAACAACAGCCCCGAAUCUCCUGUGGCACAGGAACAAGCUCAAGCUGUGGACGUUUUGACAAACCAGCAAGCCAGCAACCCGAUGCCAGCCCCCCAACUCAUGAAUGAGGCCCCGCAGAAGCCCAUUAGGAGAUCUCUGAUCAUAUCCUCUCCAACAUCCACGUCUCCACCUGCCGUUGUCACCUCCGUGCUAUCCCCGCCCCAGCCCCAGUCUGUUGUUAUUGUUGCUCCACCUCCACCUCCACUUUCACCUACAGCCCUCAAGUCUCCAGCAAUGCCCACCUCUCCUCUCCCCUCCAUGAACCUACAAGAGGCCAUCCGCCUGCGGACAGCUGCCAGAUCAAAAGACAGCUCUGCACUUCGCCUCAGCUUGCAAUCACCCACGUCCCCGAAAGACCACAGUCGGUCUCCAACCAGCACGGCAAGCUUUAUCUUCUCCAAGAACAAGAGAGUGGUGAUAGACACCAAAAAACCCUUACAGAAAACCCAAGACAUUUCGAGCAAGGUGGUCGAGGAGGUGGAGUUGGCAAAGAAAGUCAAGAUGCCACCACCUGUUGCAAAGAAACCCAUAACAAAGGCCAUAGAUGUGGACAACGGCGAUGGAAUGGAGCAGACUGCAGGACAGCCAGCACAGACCGAGAGCAUCAUCGAUGCAGCAGAGGACUAAAAUGGAGCAGGGAGGAGGAAAGACAUGAUCCCUUCAAACUGAAGACGAGACAGAUUUUAUUGCUAAGUUGUUGUAAAAUGG
Hippocampus comes (tiger tail seahorse) is the source of this 4694-nucleotide messenger RNA. RefSeq lists its product as uncharacterized. The coding region runs from base 93 to 4613 and encodes 1506 amino acids. The record is from RefSeq and is a predicted model, not a curated record. Gene Ontology annotation, biological process: cell differentiation. The transcript has 8 exons. Lineage: Eukaryota; Metazoa; Chordata; Actinopteri; Syngnathiformes; Syngnathidae.